Molecule: messenger RNA, 1299 nt
Organism: Empidonax traillii (willow flycatcher)
Lineage: Eukaryota; Metazoa; Chordata; Aves; Passeriformes; Tyrannidae
Product: translation initiation factor IF-2-like
Exons: 2
Coding region: 16-1299 (427 amino acids)
Source: RefSeq, a predicted model, not a curated record
AGCCACCUCGCCAGGAUGAACGGGAUGGCCAACGUCAACUCCAGCGGCCGCAGCCACUACCCCUCCGCCAUCCCCGUGCCCCGUGCCAUGACCCAUGGCAAGCUGCACACAGCAGCCCCCCCGAGCACCCCAGGGUCCCCUGUCCCCCACAGGGCUCUGUCCCCCUGGCCAGGGACGGUGCCAGCCCCCAAGACCCUCAAGCCCAAAGGCACUGGCAGAGCUGCCAGCCGUGAGCCGGCCAAGGGCAGGGAGAGAAGCCCCAGUGUCCCCCCUCGUGGCAGGCAGAAAGCCCUGGCGAGACCCCUGGUGUCCCCUGGGAGGAAUCCAGAGGCAGUGGGCAGCAGGAGGAGAGGGGCAGGCAGGGUGGGGGAGCCCACGGAGCUGCCCAAAGCUCCAUCAGCGCAGGGCAGGGCUGGGGGGUGGCUGGAGGGGUCCCCUGGGAAGGGCAGCAUAGCAGGUGUGGCAGGGACAGGGGAUGAGUCCCAUGGUGGCUCACAGGGGAGGGGUCCCGUAUUUGGGUCAGGGGCCAUCACCUUCUCCUCGGGCCCCCCCCACAGCCACCCCGUCACUGCCACCGUGGCACCCUUCCACUACCGGCUGCAGGAGGACCGGGAGCAGGAGGGGGCCGCGUCCCCGGGUGACGAGUAUCCUGGUCCUGCAGAGGGACCUGACCGCGAUCCCAAACCCAGAGGCCUGAGUGAGUCCAGGGGAGCUUCCCGGGAAUGGAGGGGGCGGUCCUGCCGGUGUCAGGGGGCAGAGGCUCGUGCUGGAGCGGGAGCCAGGACUGCAGGUCUAUGGGGCGGCGGGAGGAACCCCCACACUGGAGGUGCCCCAACUCCCCUGGGAAGGGCUGGGCUGCAGUUCCCGCAUCCGGUGACUCCUGUGGCCAAAACCCUACACAGCGGGGGACACAGGGGGACUGAACCCUGCGGGGACGGCGCCAGGACAUCACCCCGCUUGGCUCCUUUCCCUCCUCUUCCCAGUUUCCCAGCGAGCUCCAGGAAUGACCCAUUUCUAAGGAGCCGGCGCGGGGGCGGAUUUCGCGGCACCGCUGUCUCCUCACACCCACGGCAGGGUCACCUCCUUUCCCAAGGGCUGAUACGAGUUCCUCGCUGCAAUGCUGGGGACACCCCAGUCCCCUUGGGGUCUUGCUUCGGGGGGAGAUUUUUGGGGGGCGGCUCCUGGAGGGAUGCUGGGGCGGCGGUUGCCAGGGCAGCGGCAGAGGAGGAUGGCGGGAUGCUCCAGGGAUGUGCAGGGAAAGGGAAAAAAGAGAGCCGGGAGCUUCGCUGGAUGAUUUGA